GAAGAAGGAAGAAGAAGCAGAAGCGACAUACAGGGAGAGGUGCGAAAUGGAGGGAGGAAGAUAGAUAUCUGACUUUAGAAGACAAUAGAGACUAAAAACUAUUGUUUAAAAAAAAUAAGAAGUAGAUUACCUCCCACAUCCGGGUGCAACUAUCAAACAUCAGAUGAAUUCAUCGCCUAACAGUAGUUUUCAAAACAGGCUUAGGCUAAAUCUUUUCGGGGAAAAAAAGCCACAAAGAAAUAGGCCUAGUCAUUCCAAAUAUAGCUAGCUUGGAUUAACUUGAGCAUCAUUUUUCUUUAAAAUAUGUAAAGGCAGCGUUGUGAUUAGGCUAUUUAAAAGCCAUUUCAUGACUAUGUGAAAAACAAGCGCACGAUGACGGGACGGUUAUAGGGUGUCAUUUCCAGUACAAGUGUUACUCCAUGUAGCACCUCUACUCGGGGGAAUAGCGUUGCUUAGAAACUACUACAGUGACUUGAGGGGCCCGAAGACCAGUGGAAGCAAAACAGCCCCAUAACGUCAAAGAUCCACCAUCAUAUUUUACAAUAGUAACGAGUGAUCAUGGAGAGCUUCUCUCCGCUGGUCCUGUCCAUCGCCGCCACCAGCUUUGUGACGUUCCAGUGUCUGUUCCACUUUGUCAGCCCCUGGAUCUCUGCUCAGUUCUUUCCUGGGUACCACCGUCUCAGUCCCAGACACACCAUAGAGUGGAACUCCAGAACUGUGUCUACAUUGCACGCCUUGAUAGUGGGGCUUUUUUGUCUCUACAUAUUACUUCAUGAUGAUGCAGUCAAUGAAGACCCUGUCUGGGGAGAUCCGUCACUGGUGAAAAUAAAUGUGGCCAUAACCUGUGGCUACCUCCUAUCAGAUAUGCUGCUCAUAUGUUACUAUUGGCGGGCGAUAGGGGACAAGUUUUUUGUAAUCCACCACCUGGCAGCACUGUAUGCUUACUACUAUGUACUGAGCAUAGGAAUGUUGCCUUAUUUUGCUAACUUCCGUCUGGUCGCAGAGCUUUCCACUCCUUGUGUGAAUCAGCGCUGGUUCUUUGAAGUGCUUGGUUACCCAAAAAGAUCAUUACCAAAUAUGGUCAACGGCAUUGCCAUGACAGCAUCCUUCUUCCUGGUGAGGAUAGCGGUCAUGCCACUGUACUACAGCCGGAUGUAUGCCGUGUACGGGACGGAACCCUUCUACCGGGUGACCUUUGGUGGCCGCUGUGCCUGGAUGGGCCCCAGUUUCUGUCUCGACAUUAUGAACGUGAUGUGGAUGCAUAAAAUGGCCCGUGGCUGCAUUGGUGUUUUGCGUUCUCCUGGAAAGGUGAAUGUGGAAAAGCUGCAGAAUGGGAAAGUGCACUGAGGCAUAGAAAAAGGCAAUGAUGGUGUUAUUUUAUUGCAUGUCUGCUUCAAAUGGUUCAUGGACAUUUUUGGAUCAAAUGGUUCAUGGACUGGAAAUGUCAUGAGAGUCCUUAUUAUCCCGUGACCAGCCCUAGGUAAAUUGCGUACCACUACACUUAUCUGCCCAGAAUACUUACAAUUAAACAAGAGCUAAAUUCCUCCACCAUGAUGGGAGGGGACAUCGUAAAAGCCAUUGGACUAUGUCUCCUCUUGGUCAUUACAGAUAGAGAGUAAGUGAAUGGACGUUGUGACAUCAUGGAUGGAAACAGACAGACAAAUACUCUUGUCUGCCGGACCCUUUGUUUCUAAAUUGUUUCUGUCCACCCAAAGGUGUCUUGUGCAUAUUGCCAAAAUGAUAUGAACUGACAUGGACGAGAAUGGAAAAAGAGCUCACAUAUUUUUGUCAUGUUUAUGAAGCUGUAAAGAUGGCUCUUGCACAUAUAUAAGAUAUAUAUAUAAUGAACAAAAAGAACAUAAUUACUUACAUAAUUACUAAUUAAAUCUGUGUUUUCACCAGCAUUAGAAUGUAAAAAAUGUAUAUUGUCAGACUCCUACUGAAGUCUCUGCUCAGGAGCCUGCUCAUGUUUGGAACAUACAGUAGGCCUAGGAAUUAUCAGUCAUGUGCAUAAAUUAUCAGGGUAGAUUAAGACAAACCAUAGCAAACAUGCCAGAUUGUGUCAUUUUAUCUCCAGAAGUGACCUUACUGAGUGAUUUAUGAUAACAGCCAUGAAAGUGCACUUAUGUCUAACGGACACACACACACAGAGUACAACUUCACACUAGCAACUUCGCAGAGUUAACAAACGAUUGAUCGUACUUCAUUAUUAACUGUUGAAACAGAGCUUCAUAAUGUAAUGUGAAAUCCCUGUUGGAUUUCUGGAUGAGAGUAUAAUGUUAUUUAUUGUGACAUUUACAGCCAUGGUAGUUUUAAUAUUUCAUUUUUUAAAACGCAUUUUAGUAAUGUACUCUUCUUUGAGUAAGUGAGUGAUUUAUGAACUAAAAUGUCCAUAGCUGCUUUAAAUAGUCUUCAGAAAGUUGUCAGCAGGCAACACGUGUUUGCUUGUGUCUGCUGUAGAGAUGUCCUGCUCUCAUGUGGAGACAAUGCGGGACUGCAAACAUUGUAUUUUCCAUUCUGUCAAGACUGAACGUACUCAAAGGGAGGGUAUAGUGGGCAAGGCACAUUGAGCAAUAUUCUUCAACAAAUUAAUGACGUUAACCUUGGUUUGGUGUAAUUUGGUCAUCACAUUGUUUUGUCUAUACUUAUGGCAACUUUGCCCACCAUUAUUACCUCUGUCUGUUGUAAAAAAAAAAAACAUGCUAUUAUGCAUGCGUGUAUUUUUUUAUUGAAUUUGAAUUACAUUAAAUACUUUGAUUCACUCACAAUCAUUUAAAAAAGUUA
This is a messenger RNA of Salmo salar (Atlantic salmon), 2784 nucleotides long. RefSeq names its product TLC domain-containing protein 4-B. Gene Ontology annotation, biological process: lipid homeostasis. The record is from RefSeq and is a predicted model, not a curated record. Gene Ontology annotation, cellular component: endoplasmic reticulum; membrane. Lineage: Eukaryota; Metazoa; Chordata; Actinopteri; Salmoniformes; Salmonidae.